Messenger RNA from Schistosoma rodhaini, 2773 nucleotides. NCBI's taxonomy places the organism in Eukaryota, Metazoa, Platyhelminthes, Trematoda, Strigeidida, Schistosomatidae. The record is from the annotation of a GenBank genome assembly.
CCGGAUUGGAGGUAAUUUCCAAAGUUUCGCUACAUAGAAUUGUGACUAAUUACUUGCUUGAAUGGAAAAACCUGUCGUUAUCUUAUAAUAUUAUUUAACUGGUCUAAUCGGAUACACACAUAUACAUGUAGGAAGCUAUGUUCGGAAAUGAAGAUAUGUUUGAUGACGGGGAGUUAUCGGUUGAAUAUUCGUCAGACGACAAUUCUGAACCCAAUGUUGACCUAGAAAAUCAGUACUACAUGGCAAAGUCACGAAAAGAUGACAAUCCCGACAUGGCACUUUUAGAAUUCCAAAAAGUAUUAGAUAUUGAAGGUACUGGGAAUAAAGGUGAUUGGGGAUUCAGAGCAUUAAAGCAAAUGAUUAAAAUAAAUUUCAGGCUUGGAAGGUUUGAUAAUAUGAUGAAAAAUUACAAAGUCCUCCUCACCUAUAUAAAGUCAGCUGUAACUCGAAAUUAUUCUGAGAAGUCCAUUAAUUCGAUUUUGGAUUACGUGUCAACCUCCAAACAAAUGGAUUUGUUGCAGCAGUUUUAUAUCACCACUCUAGAUGCUCUCCGCGAGUCGAAAAACGAAAGAUUGUGGUUUAAAACUAACACAAAACUGGGUAAACUUUACUUGGAACGUGGUGACUAUAUACAUUUGCAAAAGAUUGUUAAGGAGUUACGUGAAUCUUGUCAAACAAAUGAUGGAGAGGACGAUCUUAAGAAAGGAACUCAGCUGCUAGAGAUUUACGCACUAGAAAUUCAAAUGUAUACAGCUCAAAAAAACAACAAAAAACUCAAAGCAUUAUAUGAACAGUCUUUGCAUAUCAAAUCAGCCAUUCCACACCCUCUUAUAAUGGGAAUAAUACGAGAAUGUGGUGGGAAAAUGCAUCUCCGCGAGGGAGAAUAUGCGAAAUCUCAUACUGACUUCUUCGAAGCAUUCAAGAACUACGAUGAAUCUGGAUGUCAACGUAGGACACACUGUCUAAAGUAUCUUGUGUUGGCCAGCAUGUUGAUGAAAUCGGGUAUUAAUCCAUUCGACUCACAGGAAACAAAGCCGUACAAAAAUGAUCCUCAGAUCGUGGCUAUGACAAGUCUUGUAACAGCUUAUCAGAACAAUAAUAUCGUAGAAUUCGAGUCCAUUUUACGACAUCAACGUGAUUCAAUUAUGGAAGACUCCUUUAUUCGCGAACACAUUGAAGAUUUACUUCGUAAUAUCAGAACUGAAGUUCUCAUCAAAUUAAUUCGUCCGUACACCCGAAUACGCAUACCUUUCAUUUCACAACGGUUAAAUCUAAGCGAUCCAGAAGUAGAAAGUCUUCUAGUGGCUUGCAUUUUAGACAACACAAUACAAGCGCGAAUCGACCAAGAACAUCAGAUUUUGGUGCUUAGUACAGAGGCUACUUCAGAAGCGCGUUACCAGGCCCUCGACAAGUUAGCCCUACGAUUACGGCAUUUACAAACGGCAAUGUCCAACAGAGUUCCUAUAACUAAUUAAAGAGCUUUUGAAUUUAAACAAUGACAGUAAAUCAAUAUAACAUACAAAAGUUCAACUUCAAUAGCUUUGAUAUUAUUAUGAACUAAUGGGUACUUCGUAGAUUCUGAUUUAUACUUUGUUAUUUAAACGUUUUUGCAAUGUGCAAGAAAAACAUUUAUCUGACCACGUACUUUCUAAUUUUGAAAAGUAAACGUGAUUCUUACCACUGACCAUCAGGAUUAUAGUGGUAUAUAUCCCGUCACAUUAUUUCCUUACACCGACUUUUCCUCAACGCAUAAAAAUUACAAAAAGCGUACGAUUUGCAAACAUAAACGUUGUUAACAAUUUUAUGUAAAAUUUACUAUGGCGAAAAUACAAGUGAUAAUGCAAGUAAUUUACGUUCAUCCAUCAAGUGAUAACAAGUACAAUGUAGCCUGCGUGCAUACUAAAACUGAUGGAUAGGGUUUGUCUGUAGCAACAAAUCCAAUUAUUGGGUCAUUAGUUGGUAGGGUAACUACGUGUUGUGAUGCGACAUGUACAAUCUUUUGCUUUUGUGUGGAAGAUGAGUUAGCUGUUGUGCGUCUCCGGAGUUCUGUAUCCCCAGAAUUAUUAGAUAUGGGCUGACAAUAUAUGUAGAUUCUCCUUGUCAAGUCUGCAACUGCCACAAACUUCAGUGGAGAUCCGUCAGAUAAAACUGGACUAGAAACAAAUCUACUAUCACGUUUACUGGCAAGGACGUAGCCAAAUGCUUGCAAAGUUGAGACAUGUUUCCAUACACAUGGGUCUUUUUCUGUCAUUGUAUUCUGGCAUAAUGGUAACCAAACUAUCCCGUCUACAUCAUGACGGAUACAGAAAGCAUGGGUCGCAUUUGGUUUCCACGUAGCACAACGGAUUUUGAACAACCAUUGAUGUCCUGAUAAAUAGGCCUAAAUUAAAGAAAUUCACUUAUUAAACAAACUUAAUAUAAAGAGGUUUAUCUAGUUAGUUCGAAUCAUGUAUCAACAAUAUUCAAUUAAAAGUGAGUGCGAAAACGAGACUGCUUGGAUUGCGAGACUUGAAAAAUAACUAAAUUUAUGGGUCUUGGAAGCCUAGGUCUAACGUGAAUAAUUUUUUUUAGAAAGGUGACUUGGCUGGAAUAUAGUUUCAAAAUAAUACUUGCAGAACGUUAUCAUAAAGAUUGCGUAGGUUACUUUUAAACAAUAACACUGGUUAUUCGUAAUAUUAGUGCAAAUGUUUUCGUAUCAGUAACGAAAUCACAUCCAAAAAAUAUAACGGGCGUUAUGACAGUCGUCCCAUCAGAUUCAUCUAGUUGUUUUCAG